GCUGGUACCAACACUUGACUUGUUUUUCUCAAGUUCUGACUCUCAAAGACCCGAAAACUUAAAAUGUGUCUGUUUGUCAUCAUCUUCCUGAUCCCAGAAGGUUGGUGUGAAGUAGCAGUAAAGACCGGCUAUAUUGGGGAAAGUGCAAACAUCUACUGUCCCACUCCACCGCUGUUAAGCUCAGUCCAAUUUCGCCUCUGCAAACGUAGCGAUAUCAAACAAUGUAUCGUUAUCAUUUCCACAAAUGAACAGGGGAAUCCCCAAAGCACAUUAUCCAAAUACAGAAUGACUGACAUAGGGGUUGUAGUCAUCGAUCCCGUCUCUGACAGUGACACAGGAGAGUACUGGUGCAUUUGGCAAUCAAAUGAGAACAUGGUCACUACUGCCAAAAUGCAGUUUUGGGCCAUCCCACUAACUGGAUACAUCGGGGGAGAAGUAGAGAUGAAACUGGUGUAUGGAUUUGGAUAUGAGAACAAGGGGAAGUGCGUCCAAAAACUAGGACACCCCACACCCCUCAUUUACACUCAAAAUGGCCAGCCCAGGGCCAAUAAUGCUGAGAAGUGUUUCCUGUAUGACAAUACCAGAACCAAGGAGCUUACACUGACCAUCAGAGGACUUGGAGCAGAGGAUUCUGGGAAAUACAUGUUUGGAAUAUUUGACUUCAGGUUUUUUCCUGAAUGGCCACUGGAAGUGAAAGCCUUGAUCAAUGUGAGCAACUAUGAGGGACGCAACAUUAAAAUACCCUGCAAAUCUCAAACUACCAAGAGUAUGGCGUAUCGCAAGCAUGUCUGCAGGGGAAGUGAUCCUGGGGAGUGUUUGGUGCAGGGGGCGUUGAACGACAGAUUCUCUUUGGAGGACAAUGUCGCUGAGAAAGUCUUCAUUGUGAGCAUUUACAACCUAAGAGCAGAGGAUUCUGGGAUAUACUGGUGUGUGGAGUUUACUGACAGAGGACCUGAGUUUACGUCAGCCAUUCAGUUAACUGUCAAAAAAUUUUCCCCCCAAACAGAUUCAGGUUCAGAUUCCCCACAAACAGAUUCCCCACAAACACCCAGCGGCUCAGACACCAACUCGGCCAUCUGGGUGCUGGUCCCUGUCGUGGUGCUGCUGCUGUUGGGCAUAGGCCUCCUGGUGGUGGUCAAAUACAAGAAGAAGAAAUCAGAACAACCUCCUAACUUGCCAGGCAAUCAAAUGUCCACAGAUACAGCAAGGACUAGGAAGGAGACUGUUGAUUAUGAGAACGAUGUUGUACACGCCCGUCGUAAGACUCGGGCAAACCCCCCAACACCUCCAAAUUCUGAUCCCGAGUACCAGAACUCUGACACAUCAGCCGUUCCGCUCUACCUGGCAGUGAUUCCAACAUCCACCGAGAGCGCUCCCACCAAUCAAACUCUGGACAACAAAACAGGCCGCCAAUCUGUAGCUACCUCUCAGACACUGAAUGUGAAUCCUUGCCAGAAAGUAUUUGUUUGCCACACUCCUCAUCUCAGCACCAGUCUAAAUAUACCAACAUACCAGCAACUGAAUCCAAACACGAACCAAGGGGAUUCAGGUUAUAUGUCGCUUUGAAUCCUAUAAAUUGCUCUGAACAGGCCUACUAACUAGCAUUAGAACAGCAUCUAUCCAAGAUAUGCAACGUUUUUACAUUUACUUAUCAGUCUGUUGAAUCCUGUGUUGUAUAUCAAGUGUGUGACAAACCUGAGGUAUGAAAUGAGAUGUGAAAUCAUAGUAAAUGGCACACCUUCGAUAAUAAAAGCCCUUUGACUUUCUUUGGCUAGGUGAAUGAAGCCAUUCAUUUUUUAUUGUACAUUAGUUUGUGUUUGAUUGUUUACCACACAUUAAGAAUCAACAUUUUGUCCACCACUUGACA
Messenger RNA from Alosa alosa (allis shad), 1867 nucleotides. RefSeq lists its product as uncharacterized. NCBI's taxonomy places the organism in Eukaryota, Metazoa, Chordata, Actinopteri, Clupeiformes, Clupeidae. The coding region runs from base 64 to 1566 and encodes 500 amino acids. The transcript is spliced from 7 exons. The record is from RefSeq and is a predicted model, not a curated record.